AUGCCCGAGGGAACGACCCCGGCUCGAGGCGCCGGUAGGGUUCGUGGCCGAGGAACAAGAGGCAGAGGCGUGGGAAGAGGAGCCGCUGUCAGUGUCACACCAAGCGCGGAGACUCCUGCGCCAACAUCUAGGCCUUCCUCGGUACUGGACACUGCUCCGGCAACUGCAGGAGCUUCCAGAGAUUCCGCAACUCCAAGGCCAGCACCAACGCGGGGCCCCUCAGUCGGCAGGUUUCGGCCCAAGGUUGUGCGCAGAGAUGAGGCCUCAAGAGACGCCAUUGCUAGACAAGAAUUGGAAAAAGACAAUGCGAGGGCAAAGGCCGAGGCUCGAGCGCAGGCGCGCUCUCGAGGUCGCAGUCGACGAGCUCGUGGAGAUGCCAUGGGUAGGGGCGGGUUCAUGUCGCGAACUGCUGUUGCUAGCGGUCCCUUUUCACAGAUGAACAUUGAGGGAGGCGGAAGGUCCGGUGGGGGCUGGGGAGGUGGCGGCGGCAGCGGCGGCGGCGGUGGUUUCUUCGGCGGUGGCGGAGGAGGCAGAACCAAGAGAGAAGGUGGCGGUUUUGGAGAGGCAUCCGGCCAUCGCGAGGCCCGGAUCAACGCCGACAGGCUCGCAGGAUACGCGGUUGACCGCGAACCAGACUCCGACGACGAAGCGACGGCAGCCCUCAUUAGCUCGAAGCCCGAUAAUAUCUGGCCCAUGGGCAUUGCACGAAUCGACAAGAAGGAGGAGAAGAAGGUCAUUGCGACUUCGGCAGAACUCGAGGCGGAAGAACAAGGAAAGGCAGAAGAAAGUCUAUGGGUUGACGAAAAUGAGGCUUGGCCCGGUGCCAUUCCCCGUGUGGAGGAAGAGACCAAGGUCUGGCAUGCAGCACCCAAGGGCAUGGUUCAAGUCAAGGCGGAACCCGGAGCUGAACCGGUCGCCAUGGACAUCGCGCCGGUCGAUUUCAACGCCCGAGUGAAAUCUUCGACGCCCGACGCCGAGGAGAAGUUCACUCCUGAGCCGAAGACCAAGAAGACAGCGACCGACCCCGAGGUGGAAAUGAUCACACACGAUAUGCAACUUCUGCUGGGCGAAUUGGGCACUGUUUCCGACGAGAACUCCAAGGCCCCCGAGAGCGAGGCUAUACAGGAUAAGGACGGCCGACUAUACCUCUUCCAGUUCCCGCCGCUGCUCCCACCCUUGCAUCCUACGACUGCGCCCAAGGUCAAGCCGGAGCCGGAUGAUGUCGUCAUGAUGGACCCGCCUGGCGAAGCGGUCGACCUCACCAAUUCGGAAGAGAACAUAAGGGCCAAGGCCGAGGAGGACAUUGACCUGACCGACAUCAAUCAGCUGGUUUCCCAGUCCGGCCUGAUGGGCAAGCUCAAGGUCCGCAAGUCCGGCAAGGUCGAGUUGGACUGGGGUGGGCGAACCCUAGAGCUCAGCCCGGCGGCAGGCAUGAACUUCUUGACCACGGCAGUAAUCGUGGAGGAGUCGGACGAGAAGACGAAGCCGGGUGUUGUUGGCGGCGACAGCAUCGGUAUGGGCAAGAUCAUGGGCAGAUUUGUCCUCGCACCUACCUGGGGCGAUGAGGAAGAAUGGGAAGUUGACCCGGAUGAUCUUGCUAUCCCCAACGAGUAA
Molecule: messenger RNA, 1614 nt
Organism: Colletotrichum graminicola M1.001
Lineage: Eukaryota; Fungi; Ascomycota; Sordariomycetes; Glomerellales; Glomerellaceae
Product: RNA polymerase III RPC4
Exons: 2
Coding region: 1-1614 (537 amino acids)
Biological process (GO): transcription by RNA polymerase III
Cellular component (GO): RNA polymerase III complex
Molecular function (GO): DNA binding
Source: RefSeq, a predicted model, not a curated record